AUGGCGACAGCAAGCAAAGUACAGCUGUCUACAGACAACCAACCCGAAUACUAUCGCUCGGGAAUCUCCAAGGAACAGGCCCACAAGGUCUCGGAGCUGCUGCAACACAAUCACGACAAUUAUCACAUCUUCUUCCAUCCCGACGGCCUUCACAACCACGUCGUCCACCAUCAGCUCGCCAUCUGGGCACUCAACGCUUCUCCACAGACACUACAAAAGGCGUACGACAAGGACAAACAAUCCCAACGUCCGAAAGGGGAAGUCGACCACGCAGUCUUGGAGCACAUCACCAACGACCCCUCCACCUUCACCAAACACCUCGGCGUGCGCGAUCGAUAUCACACCUUCCUCCACUUCUUCCGCAACGAAAUCCACCAGCACGGAUGGCAGGACGUCUUGCAGAAAUUCGUCUUCGCCGGAGAUGAGCGAGCAGACGAUAUGCUAGCACGAAUGUAUGGCGGCUUCUUGCACCCCAUCAUCCAUCUGGGCUACGGCAUCGAGUUUGCCCAGCCGGCCAUCAUCGCCGAAGCGCUUGCCCAAGCUGCAUGUCACGAGGCCUGGAUCGCCGACUUUCUGCUUCCCGCCGACAAGAAGGCUUCCGAGCUGCGAAGCAAGACCCCAUCGAAAUCCAUCGCCGACUUGCUAGACGAAAUCCACGACGACGACAAGCUCAAGGUCGCCGCGCACUGGGAGGACGGCAACAAGAUCCGUGACGGCAUUAUCCCGCGCGCAGGCGCAGAGAUGAUCGACUACGCGGCCCAAUUCCACGUCCGCACCGACGAGCUGGAAGAAAAGACGGCCGAAAUGACCAAUGCCGUCUGCCUCUAUACUGCCGGCGCCCAGCACCCGCCCAAUAUCGUCAUGUACGACUUCUACUUCAUGCACUGCGUCAACGCCUCCAUCUUCUUCUCCGCCUUCCUCAAACAAACCUGGCUCAGCGACGCCAACAAGGCGCGCCUCCUCGAAUGGAAGGUGCGCAUGGACCUCGCCAUGUUUGCCUCUAGGCGCUGUCCCGACAUGCGGCUCGACGAGAUUCGAAGCUAUCAACCCAAGCAACCGUCGGGCUGGGAGGAGAUCGCGGAUCGUGUUUGCCAAUUCUACGACGACGGCCACGCCGCGAAGCUGGUUCGCGCGCUGGCUCAUGGACAGAAGAUUUGCGCGCCGUAUGAAGACAAGGCACACUUUAGAGUGAAGUAUGAUGACUGGUUGCAAAUGGGCCACAUGGCAAUUGAUUCUGUCGAAAACACGCGUCGUUUCCAAGAUAUGCCGACCUGGAUUCGCUCUGCUGGCUUCGAGGAAGCGUGGGAGAAGAUUCCAUUGAGAGCACAGCUAUAG
Molecule: messenger RNA, 1335 nt
Organism: Neohortaea acidophila
Lineage: Eukaryota; Fungi; Ascomycota; Dothideomycetes; Mycosphaerellales; Teratosphaeriaceae
Exons: 2
Coding region: 1-1335 (444 amino acids)
Molecular function (GO): oxidoreductase activity
Source: RefSeq, a predicted model, not a curated record